This is a messenger RNA of Monoraphidium neglectum, 1269 nucleotides long. Its product is annotated as D-lactate dehydrogenase (cytochrome). Gene Ontology annotation, biological process: lactate catabolic process. Bases 1 to 1269 code for a protein of 422 amino acids. Lineage: Eukaryota; Viridiplantae; Chlorophyta; Chlorophyceae; Sphaeropleales; Selenastraceae. Gene Ontology annotation, cellular component: mitochondrion. The transcript has 10 exons. Gene Ontology annotation, molecular function: FAD binding; D-lactate dehydrogenase (NAD+) activity; D-lactate dehydrogenase (cytochrome) activity. The record is from RefSeq and is a predicted model, not a curated record.
AUGCCGCCGGAGCUGGUGUUGUUCCCCAGCAGCACAGAGGAGGUGUCGCGCGUGCUGGCCGCCUGCAACGCGUCCCGCACGCCUGUGGUGCCGUUUGGCGCGGGCACGUCGAUCGAGGGCCACGUGGCGGCUCUGGCGCCGGGCAGCGUGUGCCUGGACAUGUCACGCAUGAACGCGGUGCUGCAGAUCAACGCCGCCGACAUGGAUUGCCGCGUCCAGGCCGGCGUGACGCGCAAGCAGCUCAAUGCAGAGCUGCGGGACAGCGGGCUCCACUUCCCGGUGGACCCUGGGGCUGACGCCACGCUGGGGGGCAUGGCCUCCACGCGCGCCAGCGGCACCAACGCCCGCGAGCAGGUCCUGGGCCUGACCGCCGUCCUGGCCGACGGCCGCGUGGCGCGGCUGGGCACGCGCGCCCGCAAGAGCUCCGCGGGCUACGACCUGGCCCACCUGCUGGUGGGGUCUGAGGGCACCCUGGGGGUCAUCACGGAGCUGGCCAUCAGGCUGCACGCGGUGCCGGAGGCCACCGCGGCCGCAGUGUGCGAGUUUGGGAGCGUGGAGGAUGCGGUGGAGGCGGUGACGGCGGUCAUGGCCAGCAGCAUCCCGGUGGCGCGCAUUGAGAUCCUGGAUGCGGCGGCCCUGAGGGCGGUCAACGCCUACAACAAGACGACCUUUGGGGAGAGCCCCACACUGUUCUUUGAGUUCAUAGGGAGCGAGGCUGGAGUCAAGGAGCACGCGGCGGCCGCGGGCGAGCUUGCUGCCGCCGCUGGUGGCCGCGGCUUCCAGUGGGCGACCAGCCCCGAGGAGCGGCGCAGGCUGUGGGAGGCGCGCCACUCGGCCUACUGGGCGUCACUGGCACUGCGGCCCGGCUGCAAGGGGUUCACCACGGCCAGCCGGAAAGUCAUAGAGGAGGCGGGGCUGCAGUCAACACUCGUGGGACACGUGGGGGACGGGAACUUCCACUUCAUCCUGCUGAUAGACCCUGAUGACCCCUCGGAGGUGGCCAAGGCAGAGGACGCGGUUCGCCGCAUGGUGCAGGUCGCAUGGGACGCGGGGGGCACCUGCACCGGGGAGCACGGCAUUGGCUAUGGGAAGCUUAAGUACCUGAGGGAAGAGCACGGGGAGGCACCCCUGCAGAUGAUGGCGGCCAUCAAGGCGGCGCUGGACCCCAACGGCAUCCUCAACCCGGGGAAGCUGGGCAGUGAUGCGGGGGACGCGGCCCUGUGGCAGGGGGACGACCACGUGCUGCGGCGGCGGGCAGGGGAGGCCUGA